AUGUUCUGGUUGACUGAGAAACCCUUAUAAAGUGCUUACAUUUGUCUGCGGAAUAUGCAUGAAUGUUUCUCACAAUCCAUUAUUGUCCAAACGCUGCUGACAAUGUUCCGCCCUCACCUUGCACUUACCUACUUCCAUGUUGUUCAUUUACAGCUUGCAAUGUUCUGUUCAUCAACUCUGUGGAUAUGGAGUCACUCACGGGGCCUCAGGCUAUUGCCAAGGCCAUAAGUCAGACCCUCACAACCAACCCCCUCCCUGACGCCACCACUGUCCACUUCAAGGUGUCCAUGCAGGGUAUUACACUUACCGACAGCCAAAGGAAAAUUUUCUUCCGGCGACAUUAUCCCCUUAACACAGUGACCUUCUGUGAUUUGGACCCCCAGGAUAGAAAAUGGGUAAAAGAAGGAGGUGGAUCAGUAAAGCUUUUUGGGUUUGUUGCAAGGAAACAAGGAAGCACAACGGACAAUGUUAGCCAUCUGUUUGCUGAGUUGGAACCAGAUCAGCCUGCCUCCGCCAUCGUCAGCUUUGUCUCCAAGAUGAUGAAGCGGUGAAACCCUGAAACUUCAUACGGCAGUGGCCGAGUUGCAGUCGUCCAUCAUCGUUGGUGUCUUUCUUUCAAUGACUCAACGUUGUCCUUGUUUUUUUUUUCUGUUUAUCACCUUCUCUCUUUUUUUCCUCUCCACCUCGCUGCUUGGUCUUUCUUGAGAGUCAUCUCUCUAACACCAGGGCUUUGGGCGUUGACGCAGAGUGGAGCUAGGGGAUGUGUUUUUGUGGAAAUGUGCAGGUGACAGAAGCGGCUGUUGGGGAGUUGAUUCAGGGGAACGUAAGAAAUUGUGGAUUUUUUUUUUUUUUUAUCAGUUUUGAUUGAUUUACCAAAGGUAUUGCAAUACAAGUGCAAGAAUGAUGUAGCUAGUAAGCCAUUAACAUUUUCUCUUUUGAAAAGAUGAAGUGAAACAA
Messenger RNA from Cyprinodon variegatus (sheepshead minnow), 957 nucleotides. RefSeq names its product tensin-1-like. NCBI's taxonomy places the organism in Eukaryota, Metazoa, Chordata, Actinopteri, Cyprinodontiformes, Cyprinodontidae. Gene Ontology annotation, molecular function: protein binding. The record is from RefSeq and is a predicted model, not a curated record. The coding region runs from base 63 to 551 and encodes 162 amino acids. The transcript has 4 exons. Gene Ontology annotation, biological process: fibroblast migration.